Dermacentor albipictus is the source of this 726-nucleotide messenger RNA. RefSeq lists its product as uncharacterized. The record is from RefSeq and is a predicted model, not a curated record. Lineage: Eukaryota; Metazoa; Arthropoda; Arachnida; Ixodida; Ixodidae.
AUGCGAGCGGAGGAAAGGGAGUUCUUCACAGCGAUGGAGCUCAUGAAGAAUGGCGACGACUCGCUGUUCUUCAAGUUCUACAGGAGGUCGCCGGAGACAUUUGACGGUCUCCACGACAUGGUGCGGGACCGGCUGACGAAGGAAUGGGCCUGCCUAGAACCGAUUUUGUCUGGCGAGCGCCUCGCACUGACGCUGCGAUACCUGCCCCCCGGUACGCUCGUGCGAGAUGCAGCAUUGUCCAGAGUGGGGCUGGAGACUGCACGCAAGGCAAUCCACCUGACGUGUAAUGUGCUACGGGAGGUGUUGUCCCCAGUGUACAUGAAGCCUCCUACAGAGGAAGAAUGGAGGGACGUCGCCUCAGGAUUUGGCAGCCGCUGGCAGUUCCCGAAUUGCCUGGGUGCUGUGGACGGCAAGCACAGCACCCACUCCAUUGUCCUCAUGGCUGUGGCUGGCAGUCAGUACCUGUUUCGCAUUAUUGAUGUGGGCGCACCUGGGAGGUUUAGUGAUGGGGGAAUUUUCAAAAGUUCCCCCAUUGUCAAACGACUGCACCAGGGCAAACUCAAUCUGCCACGGGCAGCUAAGCUACCAGGCUCCGAUAGAGUUUGCCCUCAUGUGUUUGUUGGCGAUGAAGCCUUCCAGCUGCGCCCCGACUUCAUGCGGCCACUACCGGGCACCCGGACUGAAGCUGACGGGAUCAUCUUCAACUACCGCCUCAGCCGUGCCUAG